Molecule: messenger RNA, 1626 nt
Organism: Pichia membranifaciens NRRL Y-2026
Lineage: Eukaryota; Fungi; Ascomycota; Pichiomycetes; Pichiales; Pichiaceae
Exons: 1
Coding region: 1-1626 (541 amino acids)
Biological process (GO): transmembrane transport; basic amino acid transport
Cellular component (GO): fungal-type vacuole membrane
Molecular function (GO): basic amino acid transmembrane transporter activity
Source: RefSeq, a predicted model, not a curated record
AUGACUGCAGCAAGCGAAAGUUCACCUCUUCUUCCUAUCGCCGACUCGCCCAACGAGAGUGGGGCCAAGAAGCUGUCGCCAACGGCGUUCAGAAUCAUCCUCGGGUGCCUAUACGCCAACGUGUUCUUGGCGUCGGUGGACUCCACGAUGGUGGCGACGUUGCUGGGCAAGAUGGCCAGCGACCUCGACUCGCAGGAACACAUCUCGUGGGUGGCCACCUCGUACCUCCUAUCGUGUGCGGCGUUCCAACCCUUGUUUGGGAAAAUCUCGGACGUGUUUGGCAGGAAGCCUGUCAUUCUCUUCAGCACGGUGUGCUUCUUCUUCGGCUGCCUCAUGAGCGGCGUUGGCGACAACCUCACGUACUUGAUUGUGGGCAGAAUGAUCACCGGGAUUGGCGGUGGCGGCUUCUUCACGCUUGCCACCAUCUCCGUCUCGGACCUCGUGCCGACCAGAGAGAGGGGUUUGUACCAGGGCUACAUCAACAUCUUCUUCCACGCCGGCUCCGCCAGCGGCGGGGUGCUUGCGGGCAUCAUCGACGCCUACUUCGGCUGGAAGUGGGCGUUCUUAAUCCAGGUGCCCGUGUGCUUCAUCACCGGACUCGCCGUCUACCUCUGGUUUGAACUACCUCGCAAGGCUGACGCAAAUGACGACAAAACACACUGGGAAAACUUUGUCUCCUUGGACUGGACCGGGGCAGCGCUGCUGGUCACCUCAUUGCUCUCCUUGAUGAUCAUCAGUGGCACAAACGGCUCGGAGCUACCAGUCUCGUCCUACCGCUGGAAGGGCUUGGCAGCCUACACCGUCGUCGGCUUCGUGGCCUUCUACUUCUGGGAACGCAAGACCGACCAGCCUAUCAUCCCCGUCAAGAUGUUGCACAAUCAGACCAUUUUGGCAAGCUCCUUGAACUGCUGGUUCACCUGCAUGAAUAUGUUCUCCAGCUUGUUCUACUUGCCUUUCUACUGGACCAGUGUGAAGAACGUCUCUCCCUUGGAUUGCGGUUACAGAUUGAUCCCAAGCUCUUUGUUGGCCUCCUUCACCUCUGUCUUUUGCGGAUGGAUGAUCAAGAAGACCAGCAGAUACAGAUCGUUGCACAUCCUCGCCGGCUGGUGCAUGUUCCUCGGAAGUGGCAUCUUGUAUCUCUCCACAAAAGAUGACAGCUCUUUCAGAGAUAGUAUCAUUUCCCUACCAUUGAGAUAUGGUUCCGCAUCCAACAUCACCACCAUCUUGGUCGCUAUGAUCAGUGCCGUCCCGCAAUCCGAGCAGGCUCUAGUAACAUCCAUCCAGUACGGCUUCAGAUCAACAGGCUCGACCAUGGGGGUCUCGCUUGCCAGUGCGUUGAUGCAAUACAUUCUACGUGGGACCUUGGACUCCAAUUUCGACGCGUUGAAGCACGUCAAACUCCCUGACGGAUGGACCGCAGAGAUGGUGAAGGCGGCAAAGUUGCAAGCCCUAGAGAGCCCAGGUUACGCCUUUGGAGAUGCCAUUCCAGCCGUGAUACAUAACGCCAUCGUUUCUUCUUACUCUACUGCAUGCCAUGGUGUCUUCCUCUUCUUGAUCGGUACUGGUCUAGCAUCAUUGAUCUGUAUUUACUUCACAGAGGAAAACGACUUGGACAAAACUAAAUAA